Nycticebus coucang (slow loris) is the source of this 2287-nucleotide messenger RNA. It is a transcript of the gene SIX2, whose product is annotated as SIX homeobox 2. NCBI's taxonomy places the organism in Eukaryota, Metazoa, Chordata, Mammalia, Primates, Lorisidae. The transcript is spliced from 2 exons. The record is from RefSeq and is a predicted model, not a curated record. The coding region runs from base 461 to 1351 and encodes 296 amino acids. Gene Ontology annotation, biological process: kidney development; regulation of transcription by RNA polymerase II. Gene Ontology annotation, cellular component: nucleus; transcription regulator complex. Gene Ontology annotation, molecular function: DNA-binding transcription factor activity, RNA polymerase II-specific; RNA polymerase II cis-regulatory region sequence-specific DNA binding.
CUCCAUGGCGAAUAAUUUGACUCCGACUAUUGUCUGGCGCGGGCAGGCCCUGGGUCAGAUAACCGGACCAAUCAGGGCGCGGGCCGCCGUGCCUCAUGCCCGCUUAGAAUAAUAUUAUUAAAAAAGCUGCGAGCUAGCUAGACGGGAGGGAGAACGAGCCAGGAGCGAACGAGGGAACGGCGGGCCGGCGGGCGCGGAGCAUGCGGAGCGGCGCCCCGGGCGGCCCCCGGGCUUUGAAGAGGGCACAGGCGAGGCGCGUGGGCGUCGGGGACGCGGAGCUGCUGGAGACUGGUGCCUGGCGCAGGGACGUACUACUGUGACUCCGGGAUCCCAGAGAGCCAGCGCCAGGCCAGGAGGCCCGGCCCGCCCGAUUCUCGGACGGCCCGGCGGGGAGGCGCUCAUGUGGGACUGUGCGGCGCGGUGAGGACGCGCGGGGGCGGGCGGGGGCGCAACCGGCACCAUGUCCAUGCUGCCCACCUUCGGCUUCACGCAGGAGCAAGUGGCCUGCGUGUGCGAGGUGCUGCAGCAGGGCGGCAACAUCGAGCGGCUGGGCCGCUUCCUGUGGUCGCUGCCCGCCUGCGAGCACCUACACAAGAAUGAAAGCGUGCUCAAGGCCAAGGCCGUGGUGGCCUUCCACCGCGGCAACUUCCGCGAACUCUACAAGAUCCUGGAGAGCCACCAAUUCUCGCCGCACAACCACGCCAAGCUGCAGCAGUUGUGGCUCAAGGCGCACUAUAUCGAGGCAGAGAAGCUGCGCGGCCGACCCCUGGGCGCUGUCGGCAAGUACCGCGUGCGCCGCAAGUUCCCGCUGCCGCGCUCCAUCUGGGACGGCGAGGAGACCAGCUACUGCUUCAAAGAAAAAAGUCGCAGCGUGCUGCGCGAGUGGUACGCGCACAACCCCUACCCUUCACCCCGCGAGAAGCGUGAGCUGGCGGAGGCCACGGGCCUCACCACCACGCAGGUCAGCAACUGGUUCAAGAACCGGCGGCAGCGCGACCGGGCGGCUGAGGCCAAGGAAAGGGAGAACAGUGAGAACUCCAGUUCCAACAGCCACAACCCCCUGGCUUCCUCACUGAACGGCAGCGGCAAGUCAGUGUUAGGCAGCUCCGAGGACGAGAAGACUCCGUCCGGGACGCCAGAUCACUCCUCGUCCAGCCCCGCGCUGCUGCUCAGCCCGCCACCGCCACCAGGGCUGCCGUCCCUGCACAGCCUGGGCCACCCUCCGGGCCCCAGCGCGGUGCCAGUGCCCGUGCCGGGUGGAGGCGGCGCAGACCCCCUGCAACACCACCACAGCCUGCAGGACUCCAUCCUCAACCCCAUGUCGGCCAACCUCGUGGACCUGGGCUCCUAGAAGCCCGCUUGCCUCGACGCACUUGCCCUCCAGGCUAGGCGCCGGGGACCUGAGAGAGGCGGUGUUUGAGGGCGCCCAGCGCGGGUGGCCUCACCAGGUACUGAGAGACCCGCAUGGAGCCGGCAGAACCUCGGCGGUGCAGGGCCCAUGGCUGUCUUAGUCCUUUUGGGGGAUUUAUUUUCAACAAGUUUUUUGAAUCCCUCGGAGGCUGGGGAACCGGGUCUUGAACCAGAGAAGGGAAUACAUCACACACUACCCCUGUUCUCUCUCUCCUGACCUUCUCUUCAUUUCUGUCCUUACCCCUCUCUCGCUUUCCCUGGCCUUCCCCUGCUUCCUUCUCCGUCCUCCGUUUCCUGCAUUCUUUCUUUUUUUCCUUCUGUCGCUCUUUCUUGCUUUCUCCUUUUGUGUUUCUCUUUCCUUCUAGAUUUCUGGUUUGCCACCACCCCGCACACACCUGUGUGUGUGGUCUCUGUUUCUCUUGCCCUGUUUUUUGGCUGCUCUGUUUGCACCCUAAUCUUUCUCCUCCUGCCUGGUGUCUGUUUGCCCCUUUCCUGCCCCUACUCUCAUACUGAGGGUGGGUGGAGAGCAGGCAGAAGAAAGGGCCUUUGAACUUAGACGUCUCCAGAGGCCCUCCCCCAUCUCCAGGGAUUAGUGGGGCUGCAGGUGUCAGCUUUUCUGCCCAGUAACUUAAAUGAGAGAGAAAGGGCAGCAGGCAGAAGGCCCUGAACAUCCUCUGGUUGCUGGCUCCGGUCUCUGCACUCUCCUCGUCCUCCUCCCUGGGGCUGCGGCCUCAGUGCUCUGCAGAGCGCACCUCCCUGCCCAGGACUUGCCGCCUCUGUGUGAUGCCCUCAUGUGAAUGCUCUUUGGGAAAUAUUUCUGCUUUUAUUUUAUAAUAAAAUUAGAAAUCAUAAAUAUAUAUAUGGUUAUAUACCAUGA